Messenger RNA from Sungouiella intermedia, 1023 nucleotides. NCBI's taxonomy places the organism in Eukaryota, Fungi, Ascomycota, Pichiomycetes, Serinales, Metschnikowiaceae. The record is from the annotation of a GenBank genome assembly.
AUGUCUACCCAAUCUGGUAUCACGGCCUCGCCGGACCUUCUCCAAUCCUUCAAAUCAUUGGAUUCCACUUUGAUCAUUACCAUCUCCGAUGAUUCGACACAAUUGGUCGAAGACAAGUCCUUUUCAGCGCCUUCCUCCACUGACCCCGAUGCUGUGUUCUCCAGCUUGUACAGCCACUUCUCGGCCCAGUAUCCUAGCCCCGGAUACGCCAUUUUUUCCCGUGGUCACAACGACUAUGUGUUUGUAAGCUUCAUUCCCGAUCUGGCUCCCAUCAGACAGAAGAUGCUCUUCGCCUCCACCAAAAACACAUUGAUCCAGCAACUAGGCUCGGGUUCCUUCGGCAAGAACUACAUUUUGGCAUUCAGUGAGCUCGACGAGUUGUCCAGCAGUCACUACGAGCAUGCUACACUGAUCAAAGACGAUCCUUCAUUGUUAACGGAGUCGGAAAAGUCCUUGAAGGAGAUCAAUUCGUUACAAAGCUUAACAUUGUCUCAAGCAGCAGGUAAUUCCUUCAAGAAGGAGUUACCUUCCAUGCACGGGCUGAGUGGUGGCGAAUUAUUCUUCAAAAUUGAUGAAUCUCUCGCUCAAGAGCUUGGGCUGGGCAUCGAAUCCACGGUGCUUGUCAUGAACAUUAAUUCUUCUGAACAAUUGGUCUUAACAUCCAAGAAGUCUGGAGUCCAGGUUUCGGAUUUGAUUGAGGUGAUUCUGACUGCUGUAGGUGAAAAUUCUGCUUCGCCUUCAUAUAUCUUGUACGGAUACGCCCCAGGUAAGGUUGCCUUCAUCUACCUGUGUCCAUCAGGUUCCAAGGUAAGAGAACGUAUGUUGUAUGCUGCUAAUAAGCAAGGCUUGCUCUCUCACUUGAAGGGUGAUUACUUCACACUGGGUCAGAUCGACCAGGUUUUGGAAGUGGGUGACUUGGACGAAAUCGACACCUCCAAGUUUUCUGAGGAGCCAGCAACAACUGUAUCCACCGAUAAGAAUGGAUUGCGUUUCUCUAAGCCCAAGGGGCCCCGUAGAAGAUAA